CUAUAGCAACUGGUUGCCACGGGCGACGAGACACAGCCAGCAUCCUCGCAGUCGUCGUGGAGGCAGAGCGGAGAGAAGGCGCGGCGCGAGCAGAGCAGCAGAGGAAGACGUGUUCUCGCCAAAAUAAAACCCCGAAGAAAUAAAACACAAAGCGUCCAAUCAGACGGCUGGAGUCUCCUGCUUCUGCUGCCCACCUCUGGAGAGGAGACGAGAGGAGGAGAGGAGGAGAGGAUGCUGACAACUUGUUCUGCCUGGAAAGUGUUGCUUCAGCUCUCGGCUGUGUUGGAGUGCAGGCGGUGACCCCGACGCCGCCAACGAGACCGACCGCCGCCGCCGCUGCAGCUGCUGCUGCUGCUGCUGCUGCUGCUGCUGCUGCUGCAGGAAGAAGAAGAAGAAUGUCUCUGGUUGGACAGAAGAAGCCGAUCCUUUAAACGUCCGUCGUAACAUGGCCGACGACCUCUACAGCAGCACCUUCUCUGCUUCUGAAUCAGACUUCUCCUCUUCCUCUUCCUCUUCCUCCUCCUCCUCUUCUUCCGCGGCCACCUCCUUCCUCACGCUUGAGCAGCGAGCGGCCUUCAUCUUCGUCCUCAUCCUCUUCAUCUUCCUGGGCCUGCUGAUCGUGCGCUGCUUCCGGAUCCUCCUGGACCCGUAUCGCAGCAUGCCGUCCUCCACCUGGACCGACUACAUGGAGAAGGACACCUUCGACUACCGGAUUUCCUGACAGGCAGCCUGAGAGGCGGCGACCCCGAUGACCGACACGGUUGAGCUGAGGCGACGAUCACGCUGACGGAGCAAAAGCAGAGGCACAAGCGCACAAUCCCCCUCUCUGGUGGUCGCUACAGGCGAGCGACCAGACCAGCAGACAGCAUGAUUGGGAAGUUACUCCCAAGUUUAAAAAACGUGGUUUUAUUCUUCAGAACAAGUUUCUCUUUACGAGUAUCCACGACAAAAUCAAGCUAAGACUUUCAACUCGACUUAAACACUGAGGAUUAAGGAAUCAUAUUACGGCCGUGAAGUUCUUAAUAUUCUAGAAAUUAUCGUAAAAAUCAUAAUUUUUCAGUCCUACAGAAGCCAGUGACGUUGCUCCGAUCAACAAAAUCGUACAUCGAUAACUCGAAAUAAUAGAUUGUUUGAUUCGAGAGCAUCAAAUCAAACCUGAAGCUUGAAAAACCUGCUUCAAAUAUCUAAAAAUAAUCAAAGUGUUUCAAAUGUAAACAGUCAAAGCUUCAGUUAAACUGUUGGUAAAAGAAGAUAAGAUAAUAUUAGCUACCAGCUAGCAUUAAGCUGUUAAGCCUUAAAAUUGAUGAACAGUCAACACAGCGUAAAAAAUAAGAACAGAUUUAUCCGACAUUAAAUUUCCUAAAUUAAUUGAUUAUUAGUAAAGUUAGCCUGAUGUUUCUUUGACUUGACUAAACUUUAACAUUAAAAUCAAAUUGAAUCAUCACAAUGAGUCGGUUCUGGAAAAGCAACUGUUUGGGGGGAAAAGUGUGCCUUGUGUGUUUUGUUUUUUUUUCUGCUUCCUGUCUGAUUGUCGCCUCAGUCCGCCCGGCAGGCAGGACAUCUGGCAAAGACAAACCACAGCUUCUAUAAACAGAGUUUGAAUCGCUUUUGAAUGAAAGAAUUUAACCACAAUUACUCGUUAAGAUGUGAAGAGAUAAUCAAAGACGAACUUCAUUUUAAAUGACGUUUCACAAAAGCAGAUUUUAAGCAUCACGCUGAUGACAAACAGCGACGUCAUCGUGUUUCACAAAAUAUCGGCGCCACAAAUUCCAGUCCAGCAGAGCUCGUCUUUUGACGACUGAAAUAUGUCACAGCAAACGAAAUCAUGAGACAAAUGGAAUCAAAAAUAUUAAUUAAUGGAUACUUGGGUCAAUUUGAACAAUCUUUGUUUGUAAAAUCAACUUCCUGUUUGUGGCUGUGAGUUUUGCCCAGAUUUGAAGUUUGUAGGUUUCCCUCCUCUCUGACAGCAGCAAUGCAGUGAGAAGUGCAUAUAUAUAUAUAUAUAU
This is a messenger RNA of Anarrhichthys ocellatus (wolf-eel), 2006 nucleotides long. RefSeq names its product cortexin-3-like. The coding region runs from base 446 to 721 and encodes 91 amino acids. Lineage: Eukaryota; Metazoa; Chordata; Actinopteri; Perciformes; Anarhichadidae. The transcript has 2 exons. The record is from RefSeq and is a predicted model, not a curated record.